CUCCCAUGGAGAAGGACGAUCUCGUCCGUCUCGAGACAGUCCUGUCGAACGAGGAAAACCUCAAAGGCGACCACAUGAACUACGAGCGUGUAGACAAGGAACUCGCCAAAUACACAGCCGGCGAGCGUAUCGAGAUCUCCGAGGCAGAGGACAAGCGUCUCAAAAAAUUGAUCGACCGUCGUGUUUUGGUAGUCAUGAUCUUGACUUACUUCCUUCAAGCGCUCGACAAAGGAACCAUGAGUUUCACCAGUAUCAUGGGCAUCCAAGAGGAUUUGCAUUUAAAGGAUAAGGUAUGUCUUGUACUAGCUGGUUAUGGUCAUAGACUAACUUGCUCCAGNUUCUCCUGGUUGACAACUUGUAUCUACAUUGCUGUCCUACUUGUCGAAUAUCCUACCAACUGGAUCAUUCAACGUGUGCCCAUCGCCAAGUACCUCUCGGCCAACAUCAUCCUUUGGGGUAUCGUUCUUGCGCUCCAUGCAACAGCNAAAAACUUCACCACUCUCUUGGUCUGCCGCACCUUCCUGGGUAUCUUCNNGGAAGCAGUUUGCCAACCUGCUUUUUUGAUCAUGUCCUCCCUUUGGUACAAGAGAGAAGAGCAGGCUCAGACUGUGACUUACUGGUACAUCAUGAAUGGUGCGCAGCAGAUUGUUGGUGGACUGCUUGCUUACUGCUUUUCUCUGCUCGGUAACAACAGAGCUGUCAAGUCAUAUGAGGCCAUCUUUAUCACCUACGGAUCUGCCUCUGUACUUUGGGGUGUGUUCGUGCUCUUCUGGCUGCCUGACUCACCGAUGCGUGCCAAGUGCUUCUCUGAAGAAGACAAGAACAAGAAGUUCCGCCCCGAGCAGGUCAAGGAAGCUCUCACAGAUCCUCAGCUUUACUGCUACAUGUUGAUCCAGAUCUGCACCACACUUCCCACCAGCGGUCUCGGUGCCUUCGCCAACAUCAUUGUCAAAGGCUUCAAAUUUACUACUCUGCAGACACAGCUCUUGGCCAUGGUACUCGGCGCCUACAUCGUCAUUGUCCUACUCUCCUCAACCUGGCUAGUCAANAAAACAGGUCAAAACCUGCUUGUCAUGGGCGCAUUCGUGAUCCCCUCUUUCGCCGGCACGAUCGUGCUCAUGACAGUUAGAAACACAGAUACCGCCACCCAAGCAGGACUGCUGUUCUCAUACUAUAUCGUACUUUCGUUCUGGGCAGCCCAGACUUUGGCCAUGUCAAUGCUAUCUCGCAACGUCGGCGGCCAAACCAAAAAGUCCAUCGUCGUGGCUGCAAACUUUGCCGCUUGGGCUGCUGGCAAUGCUAUUGGACCUCAGGUGUUCUUGGCGUAUGAUGCGCCUCGCUAUUUCAUUGCGUUUGCUACGCAUAUGGGUUGUUAUGUUUUGCUUGUUGUUGUUAUUGUGUUUUUGCGUUGGUGGUUGAUGAGGUGUAAUGCUAAGAAGGAUGCUUUGGCUGCUGCUGGUGUUGGAGAAGCGAGGGAUGAUAGUUAUACGCAUGCAUUCGAUGAUUUGACGGAUAGGGAGAAUCCCAAUUUUCGCUAUGUUUAU
Molecule: messenger RNA, 1544 nt
Organism: Aureobasidium musti
Lineage: Eukaryota; Fungi; Ascomycota; Dothideomycetes; Dothideales; Saccotheciaceae
Source: the annotation of a GenBank genome assembly